AUGACGAAGCAGUAUUACCUGGGUGGUGAGAAGCAUACGUUUUGUGUAGCGAGUUUUACACAACAGAUAAUAGCAGACAUUUUGAUAAGUCUGUUGUUCAACCUUACACUCCUUUCUAAAGUCUCUGAGAGCUUGCUUGCCCUCUUCCCAAGUUACCAACAGUAUGCAGACGAGGAGGCCCAGCUCCUGCAGAGAGAAGAGCUAGAUUUCGAGGACAAUACCGCUGCCCAGGCUGGCUUCAGGAUACCACAGUCUUCUGGUCUCCAUGGCCGGCUGAAAGGACCCGACCCACCGAGAAUUCAGACCAUAACCCCUUUUUUCGCUCAAGCUCAGGAAUUUCUACCAACCUGGCUCAAUCAGCGUUUCCCAGAACGGAGACAGAGAGCACUCCUUCUCAGUGGAGUUCUUGGCUUGUGGCUGAUCGCUUUCAUCAUAUCUUUAAGCGCACAAUUUCCUGUCACGGACAGUACAGGUAGACCGGUUACCAACCUCGACUGCGUCGACACCCUCUGGAGACCUAAGAACGAAUGUGGCAUAGACGGUAUCAAUUGCCAUCCCUUCAGCAACUCCUCAUUUUCAUUCAAGUGCCCAGCCAAAUGCGCCAGCGUCAAGGUCCUGAAUCCUCGCGCCGUCGGGCCUGUGGACGUCAACUACCGUCCUUUGGUGAUUGGAGAUGGGACAUACCGCGGCGACUCUUUCAUCUGCGCGUCUACUAUUCAUGCUGGCGUAAUGACCGACAAUGGCGGGUGCGGGCGUGUCACGCUUCUGGGCCGUCGGGACAAUUUCUCCGGAACAGAACGGCACGGGAUCGAGUCCAUCCCAUUCGAUUCAUACUUCCCCCUAGCUUUCGCUGUUUCCUCGGAUUCCAGUAUCACAUGUUCUUCGGACCCAAGGAACGUCUUGCUAUUCUUGGACAUCCUCGUCGCUGCACUGCUCUCGAUCUUCGGAGCAUCACCUACCGUAUUCUUCCCCAUCUUCGUCAUCAUAUUCGCGCACGUGGCCUUCGCGUCGGAUCCCCCUUCGGCUUCAUACCGCAACACCACCGUCCUCCCUGACCACAUCGCCUCAUUCGCCAAACGCCUACUUCCUGCGCUUUUUUGCGCUGUCGUCAUCUACCGGACCACGGUCAGACGCACGUUGCAUGGCUUAACAGCACACGUGGAAAAGACUUUCUUGUGGCUUGGAGGCUUCUUCUUCGGCGCCUUAUCAAACUACACAUUUGACUGGAUCCCAAUACAACGCCUCACCGCACACGAUCUCGAGCAACAGCCAGGCGCCAAAUUCGCGCUUGCCAUUAUUCUCGUAGUAUUAGUCGCCAUCAUCGCAGGCCAGAUCUACUACUUCUGGCUCGAGGGGCGUCUACUUCGAUACUUGGCCUUGUAUGGACUCUUCAUAUCUGGCAUUCUCGUAUGCCUAACGAUCCCCGGAGUCUCACUCCGCAUCCACCACUACAUCAUCGGCCUACUACUCCUUCCUGGCACGAGCAUAAAAACACGGCCAUCUCUAGUAUACCAAGGAAUACUUCUCGGCCUCUUCGUAAACGGCAUCGCACGUUGGGACUUCGAUUCCGUCCUCCAGACCACCGCUGACCUCCGAGGCGAUGGCAAGUUCGACUCUGCACUGCCCGAGCUGCUAGAACCGGGAAUAACUAACAAAGCCGGGGUUCUGGUGGCGAAUUUUCAGUGGGUCGCGCCGCCAGCAGUAGUGGAUGGGAUUAGUGUGCUUGUCAACGAUGUGGAGAGGUCUCGCCAGUUCUUCAGCGACGCGGAGGACGGUGCUCAUGGAUUCGAGUGGACGAGAACGGUGGAAGAGAGCUCGAAUGAGUAUUUUCGGUUUGGGUACGUGAAGGGUGGGAGGACGCUAGAUUAUACAAAGGCGGGGACAUUGUUUGGGAAUGGGACGUGGAGCGGGACUUGGUAGGCGCCACCAAGAGCAACGCACGUCCUACAUCCUUUAACAGCCACAGCGACUUAGCGAUGCGUCCGUCGCUAUGUUUCGCAUAGGGAGCUGCACACCAAAGUGCAUCAACCUUCAUAACUUGCACAAAAUUCCUUUUUGUGCUCAGGAAUUUAACGUUACUCCUUCUCCGAGAUGCUUCGGUAUCCACAUAGUACGAACGCCCUC
Molecule: messenger RNA, 2124 nt
Organism: Paraphaeosphaeria sporulosa
Lineage: Eukaryota; Fungi; Ascomycota; Dothideomycetes; Pleosporales; Didymosphaeriaceae
Exons: 2
Coding region: 1-1920 (639 amino acids)
Source: RefSeq, a predicted model, not a curated record